Messenger RNA from Triplophysa rosa, 1523 nucleotides. RefSeq names its product alkB homolog 2, alpha-ketoglutarate dependent dioxygenase (gene alkbh2). Gene Ontology annotation, biological process: DNA repair. NCBI's taxonomy places the organism in Eukaryota, Metazoa, Chordata, Actinopteri, Cypriniformes, Nemacheilidae. The transcript has 4 exons. The coding region runs from base 547 to 1320 and encodes 257 amino acids. The record is from RefSeq and is a predicted model, not a curated record.
UGUGUGAGACGCGAUGUGUUGGGCUGUGUCUGAAAUCGCCCCCUAUACUCUCAUUCACUAUUCCCUACAUUAGUUCACUAAUAUAGUCCACUUUAAGGAGCGGCUGAAAACGACUGAGUAAAUUGUGGCGGUAAUGCACCUAUUACGUUGGAUGCCAGCCGCCGUUAAAAACCGAGAAGAAGAAGAAGAAGAAGAAGAAGAGUGAGUGAGUAAAUUCGGACACUCUGCACUGGAAGCGCUGCGGGCGCCAUCUUCUGCAGAGACGCAGGAAUUCAUACAUAUAGAUGGCUAGCAGUUAGCCGUGAGUGUACAUCGGUUGUACACUCGUUAUUAUGAUGCAUCAAAGGUAAUUACAUGAGUGCACUCAUUAAUGUCCACUAUGAAUUCGGACACCACUAAAAAUGGAUGUCCCCUCAAAUUGUGCACUAUAUUAGGAUAUAGGGGGCUAUUUAGGACACAUCCCUGGUCUGGUAGUUAAAAUGAAGAAUUCUGGUUAAGCUAUGUAACGUUAAUCAACCUGUUUAUCGGCACUAGCCAGGUUUUUCAAUGGAUAAGUUUGUAACUCACUUAAAGAGAUCCGCUGUAUCUGAUGGAAACAAUGAAUGGAGGAAAGAAAAACUAAGGAAGAAAUGCGAAGAGAAUGUGAGUGAGGUGGAAGGUGAGUUUUCUCAGCCUAUCCCCUGGCAGAAGAUCGAAGCAGAGAGCCUGGACUGUGACUACAGUUUGCUGUUUCAUAAAGAAGAGGCUGAUCUUCUUUUCAGCCAGUUAGAAGACGAGGUGGUGUAUUUUACAGGUGACAAAGCCAAGAUACAUGUUUAUGGAAAGAUGCACAAUGUUCCAAGAAAGCAAGCAACAUACGGGGAUGAGGGACUGAUGUACUCUUUCUCUGGGGUCCAUCUCAUGGCCAGACCAUGGACUCCCACUUUAGAAUAUAUUCGAGAUGCUGUCACCAAGGCAACUGGCCAUACCUUCAAUUUUGUUUUGGUUAACAGGUAUAAAGAUGGUGAUGAUCACAUGGGAGAGCACCGGGAUGAUGAACGGGAACUCAAUCCUGCCUGCCCUAUUGCCUCUGUAUCUCUAGGGGCUGCCCGUGACUUCAUUUUCAGACACAAGGAUGCCAGAACUGGUCCUGCCAAACGUCACAUUGAGCCUGUGAAGCUGGAGCUAGGCCAUGGGAGUCUUCUGCUCAUGAACCGUCCCACAAACACAUUCUGGUAUCACAGCCUUCCAGUGCGAAAAAAGGUCAAAACACCACGCAUCAACCUCACUUACAGACGUAUAAUAAAAUCCACUGACAGAAAACGCGUUCAAAUGGAGUGACUGUUUCCUGGACCCUCUUUCAAAGUUAUAUGAAAGCUGUGUAAAAUUUCCACAAGUUCCUGAAAUGAAUGAUACUGAUAUUUUGCAUAUCUGUGUGCAUCUAUUUGUAUACAUGUACAGUAUAUCACUUUUUGUUAGCCUUGGCAUAGUCUAUUUCACUAAAAGCUGUUGAGCAUGUCCAAUAAAAUAGUACUUUGAUCUCA